This is a messenger RNA of Phasianus colchicus (ring-necked pheasant), 3810 nucleotides long. RefSeq lists its product as uncharacterized. Lineage: Eukaryota; Metazoa; Chordata; Aves; Galliformes; Phasianidae. Gene Ontology annotation, biological process: arabinan catabolic process; xylan catabolic process. Gene Ontology annotation, molecular function: xylan 1,4-beta-xylosidase activity; alpha-L-arabinofuranosidase activity. The record is from RefSeq and is a predicted model, not a curated record.
GGCGGACGGGGAGCUGAGGGGAGCCCGCCGCCAGGGGGAGCGGCCGGGACUGGGACUCUGUGGGGAGCUAGGCCGGCCCCCAACGAGCGUCCAGCUCCGUGCAGGGCCUGUGGGCAUCCAGCUGCCGCUAAGGAGCUCCCUGCAGCAGCAGUGAUGUGCAAUCAGGGUUGCUUUUAUUAUUUUUUUUCCGAAUGAGUAAUUUUAUAUCGGAAGGGAAAUCCCUCGUGAAACGGCCUAAUCGUUACAGGAGAUGAAGCUCUUGGCAAAGGUGGGCUGUGCUUUCUGCACUGAGCUGCUUAUGCUUCACCUGUUGGAGCCCUUCUGAAUGCUGUGAGUGAUGGGCGGUGUUGGGGGCUCUGUGCCCCACUCUAUUGCAGCCCCUCCAGGGAAAACAAAUCUGGAGGUGGUGCUGAGAUUCUGCCUCUUCUCCUGGAGCCUUCAGCCUUUUUUUUCCUCUAUUUUGAACCCAGAUGAUGAAGUUUCCAGCUGAGCAGCAGCACCAGAGGGACCCUGCAGGAUGUGCCACCCCAGGGGCUGUUUUAAAAGCACUCCUCUUCCUCCUUGGGAUCCCGGUGCAGCCAUGUCACCUGCACUGUGUGAGCAGCGGGCACUGGGUGCUGCCAAGUGCCAGCCAUCACCUCGUGGUUUGUUUUGAGGGAGUGACAGCGUGAGAAAACCACAAAGCAAACAUCAUUGGUGCAGUGCACGUGCUGCUGUGUGUCACCAUGGCAGCUCUGUCCCAUUGCAGGAGAGCAGUGGGGUUUUGCUAGAGCCAGGGACUGCCUUGCCGCUGUUUGCUUGGCCAACAGGGGCACGAUGGCAAUGGUAGAUGUGAGGCAGAAGCUUCCCGGUGUUUCUACUUUGGCUUUUAGUCCUAGAGGGCCACUGCUUGUCCUGCUGGCAACAUAUCUUAGGUGUGAGAAGUGGGGCAGGUGAUGCCCUGAGCAGGCUGUGCCUGUGCAGCCCGGCUUCUGCCUCUGCUGGAGCCCAGGGCAGAGGCUCUGCAGCAGGGCUCUCCUUGGAGCCGGGUUGGCUGCACAGCAUGGUUCCUGCUGCGGAGUUGCCCUGGCCAGGGGGUGUGCAGGGUGGGCUGGAAGCCAGCACACAGCCGUGCUCUGCCAGCUGGUAGAGAGGGAAGGGAGGGAGAAUCCGUAUGGAGGGUCUGUUUGGGUUGGCUCGCUCGGGACACCCCCUCUGUCGCGCACACGUGGCUCUUCCCACACCGCCGUUCUCCUCCCGUUUCCCGUGGCCUGGGAGAGCUCUGGGGCUCCGCUGUGGCUCAGGGCCGGUCUGCAGAGCGCUCCGCCCCACCGGCAGCACGCAGCGGAUGCCGGGAUGGGGCUGAUCCCGUCGGUCUGAGCCGAGCCAUGCGGUGCCGAGCCGUUGUCCCGUGCGUCCCAACCCCGAGGGCUCCGGUCCCAGUGCAUCCCAGCACGGUGUCAGCGUGGCUCGGAGCUGCGGCGGUGCUGCUGUGCACGGUGCUGAGCCCUGGGUGGGCUGAGGCACAGCCCUUUCCUUUCCGAGACCCGACGCUGCCCUGGCACCGCCGCCUGGAGGAUCUGCUGGGCCGGCUGACCCCCGCCGAGAUGGUGCUGCAGAUGGCGAGGGGGGGAGCCCUGCGGAACGGCCCCGCACCCCCCAUCCCACGUCUGGGCAUCGCGCCCUACAACUGGAACACCGAGUGCCUGCGGGGCGACGCGGAGGCACCCGGCUGGGCCACAGCUUUCCCCCAAGCGCUGGGGCUGGCCGCUGCCUUCAGCCCUGAGCUGCUGUACCGAGUGGCCAACGCCACGGCCACCGAAGUGCGUGCCAAGCACAACUCCUUCAUCGCUGCCGGCCGCUACGACGACCACACGGGGCUCAGCUGCUUCAGUCCUGUGCUCAACAUCAUGAGGCAUCCGCUGUGGGGCAGGAACCAGGAGACGUACGGGGAGGAUCCGUACCUGACAGCAGAGCUGGCCACGAGCUUUGUGCAGGGGCUGCAGGGUCAGCACCCCCGCUACAUCAAGGCCAGCGCUGGCUGCAAGCACUUCAGCGUUCACGGUGGCCCUGAGAACAUCCCUGUCUCCAGGCUCAGUUUCGAUGCCAAGGUGCUGGAGCGGGACUGGCGCACCACCUUCCUGCCCCAGUUCCAGGCAUGUGUGCGUGCCGGGUCCUACAGCUUCAUGUGCAGCUACAACAGGAUCAAUGGCGUCCCUGCCUGCGCCAACAAGAAGCUGCUGACGGACAUCCUGCGGGGCGAGUGGGGCUUUGAGGGCUACGUGGUGAGCGACGAGGGGGCUGUGGAGCUCAUCCUGCUGGGGCACCGCUACACACACACCUUCCUGGAGACGGCCAUUGCGUCGGUGAACGCCGGCCUCAACCUGGAGCUGUCCUACGGCGUUAGGGACAACGUCUUCAUGCACAUCCCCGAGGCCUUGGCCAUGGGCAACAUCACACUGGAGACGCUGCGUGACCGUGUCCGGCCCCUGUUCUACACACGGCUGCGGCUAGGGGAGUUCGACCCUCCGGCCAUGAACCCCUACAACGCCCUGGAGCUGAGCGUGGUGCAGAGCCCUGAGCACCGCAACCUCUCUCUGGAGGCAGCCAUCAAAAGCUUCGUGCUGCUGAAGAACCAGCGGGACACGCUGCCGCUCCGUGAGCUGCAUGGCAAGCGCCUGGCGGUGGUGGGUCCCUUUGCAGACAACCCCCGUGUGCUGUUUGGGGACUACGCACCGGUGCCGGAGCCACAGUAUAUCUACACCCCACGGAGGGGGCUGCAAACACUGCCUGCCAACAUCAGCUUUGCUGCGGGCUGCCAGGAGCCGCAGUGCCGGCUGUACUCACGGGAUGAGGUGGAGGAUGCGGUGCAGGGAGCUGAUGUGGUGCUGGUGUGCCUGGGGACGGGGAUAGAUGUGGAGAUGGAGGCGAGGGACCGCAAGGACCUGUCCCUGCCCGGACACCAGCUGCAGCUGCUGCAGGAUGCUGUGCGUGCAGCUGCUGGGCACCCCGUCAUCCUGCUGCUGUUCAAUGCGGGGCCUCUGGAUGUGAGCUGGGCACAGACACAUGAUGGUGUGGGGGCCAUCCUGGCCUGCUUCUUUCCUGCCCAGGCCACCGGCCUGGCCAUUGCCAGCGUCCUGCUGGGCGAGCAGGGGGCCAGCCCUGCAGGCAGGCUGCCAGCCACAUGGCCUGCAGGCAUGCACCAGGUGCCCCCAAUGGAGAACUACACCAUGGAGGGUCGGACGUACCGCUACUACGGGCAGGAGGCCCCGCUCUACCCCUUUGGGUACGGGCUGUCCUACACCACCUUCCACUACCGAGACCUGGUGCUGAGCCCCCCGGUGCUGCCCAUCUGCGCCAACCUCUCCGUGUCGGUGGUGCUGGAGAACACGGGGCCACGUGACAGUGAGGAGGUGGUGCAGCUGUACCUGCGCUGGGAGCAGCCAUCUGUGCCGGUGCCGCGCUGGCAGCUGGUGGCUUUCCGCCGUGUGGCCAUACCUGCUGGUGGUGCCACCAAGCUGUCCUUUGGGGUGUUGGCUGCCCAGCGUGCCGUCUGGACCAAGCAAUGGCAUCUGGAGCCCGGAGCCUUCACGCUCUUUGCUGGUGGGCAGCAGCCAGGGCAGCAGAUGCGGGCACCCUCGGAAGUGUUGAGCGCCAAGUUCAGUGUCACUGGGGCUGCCCGGGCACUGCACAGCUGCUAGAGGUGGGGACGGGUGUGAGGAUGAGUCCUGGGGUGUGGGGAGCUGGAGGAAGGAUGAAGCGCAGUGGCUGUGCAGGACAGGGAGAGCACGGUGCUCUGCCUUGCAAUAAAGUGCCCUCUGCUCUCCAGGA